Messenger RNA from Tripterygium wilfordii, 2288 nucleotides. Its product is annotated as U3 small nucleolar RNA-associated protein 6 homolog. Gene Ontology annotation, cellular component: small-subunit processome; Pwp2p-containing subcomplex of 90S preribosome. Gene Ontology annotation, molecular function: snoRNA binding; protein binding. Bases 136 to 2073 code for a protein of 645 amino acids. The record is from RefSeq and is a predicted model, not a curated record. Lineage: Eukaryota; Viridiplantae; Streptophyta; Magnoliopsida; Celastrales; Celastraceae. Gene Ontology annotation, biological process: maturation of SSU-rRNA from tricistronic rRNA transcript (SSU-rRNA, 5.8S rRNA, LSU-rRNA). The transcript has 6 exons.
GUUCGCCAUCGACUAUAGGCUUUAGCCCUAAAACUUCAAACUCCGCCGUUUGAUAUCAGUCUCUCUGUACCUCUCUUAAACCUCUCUCCUAGUCCGGCGAAAUCAAGGUGAUCAACUACACAACAAUUACAAGCAAUGGCGGACAGGGUUCAGUACCGGCUCGAGCGAAUGCUCAAGGAGCUCGACGACCUAGAGGAACGCAAGAUAUUUACUCGAAGCGAGCUCGAGGAGAUUGUGGAGAAGCGCCGUCGGUUCGAGUAUCGGCUGGAGCGGCCGAGUCCGCUCAAGAAGGACUUCGUUGCCUACAUCGAAUUCGAGACUCAGCUGGAUUCACUGCGCCGCCUGCGGAAGCUCAGGAACAAUGAGAGAAAGAAGUCAGUCUCCGAUUUCGCCGGUGUAAGGAGGAUCAUCGACCUAUAUGACCGUGUCACUGUACGUUUCAAGGGGGAUAUUGAACUCUGGUUUCGGUAUCUGGAGUUUUGUAGGGCCCGGAAGAAUGGGAGAAUAAAAGAGGUACUGGCUAAGGUGAUUAGGUUUCAUCCCAAAGUUCCUGGAGUCUGGAUUUAUGCUGCAGCAUGGGAGUUUGAUCACAACUUAAAUGUCACAGCUGCUCGUGCUAUCAUGCAGCAUGGUUUAAGAGAGUGCCCCACUUCUGAAGACCUUUGGGUAGAGUAUCUUAGAAUGGAGCUCACAUACCUUAAUAAACUAAAGGCUCGGAAGGUUGCUCUUGGAGAGGAUAAGGGAACUUUGGUUGGUCAUCAUAUAGAUGCUGAGGAGAAACAAUGGAGAGAGGAUAACAAAGAAUUGUUUAUGUCCAUUGAUGAAGAAAAGGUUAAUGAUGAUGGAUCAGAUGUAGAAAAUAAGGAGUUAGGGACGAAUGUAGAUUUGUUUAAGGAACAAGGUUCAAACAUUCUUAAAACUAUCUAUAGUGGAGCAGUUAAAGCUCUUUCUUCUAGUUUUGGCCUCAGAAAGCGGUUUUUUGAGAUACUGGAAGUUAUAGACCUUGCCCAUUUAGAAGAUGUGCAAAAGGAGAUACUAACUGACAUGAAAAGAGAUUUUUCAACAGAUCCAGAAUAUUGGGACUGGCUAGCUAGGCAUGAAAUGUCAAAUUCUGGAAGCACACAUAAGAAGAGUGAUGAUAUUGAGCUUUCUCGCGUGCAAAAAGCAAUUCAGGUGUAUGAGGAGGCUUUGCAAAUUGCACCAUCAGCCAUGAUGUUCAAGUUAUAUACAAAUUUCUUAAAGGAUUUUAUUUCUCCAGCGAAAGGAGAGAACGAAAUUUCUGACUCAUCUGAGCAUCUUGCUAAAUAUAUUUCACACCUCUUGAUGGUUUACGAGAAGGCUGAGGUUGUCGAUUGUUUAACUGAGGAUCUUGCUUGUGAAUACGUUUCCUUUUAUUUGCAACAAGGGCAGGUGGAUGAGGCCCGGGGACUUGCAGGAAAGCUCUGUGCUGGAAAGAUUUCAAAUUCUGUUAAGCUAUGGCUUUUAAGGGUCUCAAUAGAAAUUAGAUCUGUUACAAGGAAUGCUCCUUCACCUACUAAGGCUGAUCUUCUAAAAGUCUUCGAGCUCCUUGAAAGUGUGAUGAAGAAAGUGCCACUAUCAGAAGCUGAGAGCUUGUGGAUUAUGGCCCUUAAGCUCUUCGCUGUGGACAAGCAUUAUUUUGACAAGUUGGUAGAGAUGUCUUUCCUUCUUGUAGCCAGAGAUGGUGGCAGUGAUAUUGGAUUCUGCGUCUCAUCUGUUAUUGUUAACUUUGUCGUUCAGAAGGAUGGAAUCCAGAAUGCAAGAGAAAUUUAUAAACGAUUUCUCACUCUACCCCGUCCUGGUCUUGUUUUAUAUAAAGAUUGUAUUGAAUUGGAAAUGAACCUUGCAUCUGUUGGUGAUAAAGACUGUCUUACAAAUGCUCGGAAGUUGUUUGAAUCUGCGCUUACAACCUAUCAACAAAAUGUGAGCUUGUGGCGGGAUUACUACUCCAUGGAAACCAAGCUGGGGACUUCAGAAACAGCAACUGCUAUCUAUUGGCGAGCGAGGAAGAUCCUGAAGGACGCUGCAGCUGUUAUAACUCAAGAUCUACCUUGAUUCAUCUGUACACCAUCAACUUCCAAUUUUGACCUUGUUAUGUAUGUGUGCAUUCAUUUAAGGUGAUUCAAAGGAAAACAGAGUAGGGGAGUAGUAGUUUUUGCUUUGUUGAGGGAUUGAUUGAUAUGUAUCUUGUGGCAACUGCAAAUAUGGCUGCUUACAUUAGUUUAUAUUUUUCAGUACAAUUUAACCAAGCCAUUUGUUAGCCCUCCAAG